Molecule: messenger RNA, 1921 nt
Organism: Aptenodytes forsteri (emperor penguin)
Lineage: Eukaryota; Metazoa; Chordata; Aves; Sphenisciformes; Spheniscidae
Gene: TES
Product: testin LIM domain protein
Exons: 6
Coding region: 1-1242 (413 amino acids)
Molecular function (GO): zinc ion binding
Source: RefSeq, a predicted model, not a curated record
AUGGGCUUGGGCCACGAGCAAGGAUUUGGUGCCCCCUGCUUAAAAUGCAAGGAUAAGUGUGAAGGAUUUGAGCUUCAUUUCUGGAGAAAAAUAUGCCGCAACUGCAAAUGUGGCCAGGAAGAGCAUGAUGUCCUCACAAGCAAUGAGGAAGAUCGGAAAGUGGGCAAACUCUUUGAAGAUACAAAAUACACAACCCUUAUUGCAAAGCUGAAGAAUGAUGGCAUUCCCAUGUAUAAACGCAACGUAAUGAUACUGACUAAUCCAGUGCCUGCCAAGAAGAACAUAUCCAUCAAUACUGUGACUUAUGAGUGGGCUCCUCCUGUUCAGAAUCAGACACUUGCUAGGCAGUAUAUGCAGAUGCUACCCAAGGAGAAGCAGCCUGUUGCUGGCUCGGAAGGCGCGCAGUACAGGAAGAAGCAGUUGGCUAAGCAGCUGCCUGCUCAUGAUCAGGAUCCUUCAAAAUGCCACGAGCUCUCCCCCAAUGAAGUUAAGCAGAUGGAACAAUUUGUGAAGAAGUACAAAAAUGAGGCGCUUGGCGUAGGAGAUGUCAAGCUCCCUGGUGAGGUGGAAACGAGAGCUAAUGAGAAGAAUAAUGUGAACAAUGGUGACAGAGGCACCUCAGCUGCCGUAGGAGCGAUGGAGGACAAGUCCCCAGAUCGGAAGGCAUCUCAGUAUUCCUGCUAUCGCUGCAAACUGAACAUGAAAGAAGGUGACCCAGCUGUCUAUGCAGAACGUGCUGGAUAUGACAAAUUGUGGCACCCAGCUUGUUUUGUCUGUUGCACCUGCAGUGAACUUCUGGUAGACAUGAUCUAUUUCUGGAAGAAUGGUAACCUGUACUGUGGAAGACAUUAUUGUGAUAGUGAAAAACCCCGCUGUGCUGGAUGUGAUGAGCUAAUAUUCAGCAAUGAAUAUACUCAAGCGGAAGGUCAAAACUGGCAUCUGAAACACUUCUGCUGUUUUGACUGUGAUUGUGUUUUGGCUGGGGAAAUCUAUGUAAUGGUGAACGACAAGCCAGUCUGCAAACCCUGCUACGUGAAGAACCAUGCUGCGACCUGCCAAGGCUGUCAUAAUGCUAUAGAUCCAGAAGUUCAGCGUGUGACAUACAACAACUUCAACUGGCAUGCUACGCAGGAAUGCUUCUUGUGUUCCUGUUGCAGCAAGUGUCUAAUUGGCCAGAAGUUCAUGCCGGUGGAAGGAAUGGUCUUUUGCUCAGUGGAAUGUAAGAAAAAGAUGAUGUCUUAAGAGAAGACAUGCACAGAACCAAGCAUUGCUGCGUUCCAAAGGCUCUUGCAUUUCUACUGUAAAAAUAUAUAGUAUCGGGGCAUUUAAAGUUAUUGAAAGUAUUAAAUAGCAUUUUCCCAAAGAUUUUUUUUCUGAAUGACUAAAACUUGCUAUGUAACCUUCAUUUCUUAGCCAUAAUAAUACUUUCUUUUUUGGAAUAUUGUUCCUGAGUCUUAUGUCAAAUGAUUUCUUAUCCCAGAAAUGUAAGAAAAAAUGUUAUGAACUAUAUACACUUUAAGGGAGCUCUUCACUGUGAAGGAUCUUUUUGCUGUAUCUUGUCUAGUGGAAGAAGAAAAUGUGAAAAUGCUCCAAUUUUUCUUGUUUUGUGUGAUAAAUGUAACUCUUCCACUUUUGGUUUCACUAAUUUAUCAUUUUUAUAGUUUCCCUGCUUUCAUCAAGCACUUUAGACAAAAUGAUCAGCUUUACCAACACAUACAGUUUUCACUAGACCUCAAGUACGCAGGGAGAAUGAAGCUUAAAAAAAAAAAGUUGCCUGUAAUCAUUUGCUUGUUGUUCAUGCAUGAGUUCUUGAGGGAUGGUGCCUGCUCUCACAUCUAGUUUGUAAAGUAACUCUGCACCAGUAGAAAACUGCGUUGGCUCAUGUUUCUCUCUUAAACUGUUCAUGCCUGCAAAAGUUUUC